CAAUACAAAUACUAUUACUAUGACUCUCACCCCUUUUCUUCUCAUCAUCUUCCUAUGAACCACUUCCCUUCCUUGCUCAACAACAUUCAAUCCAAUUUCCCCAUUCUCUUCCAUACCCAAUUCCAAUUCCCCCCUCAAAUCCAUCUCUCUCAAUUCCACCCCCUCAAAUUCCAAACCUUUCUCUCUCUAAACCCAAAACAACCCUAAAAAUCCAAUCUUUCUUCUCCAUUGAUCCCUAUCACAGAACCCUCUUCAGUUCUCACUUCAAACAUUCAGAAUCGCUUUCCCUUACUCAAAUUCGUUCCUCCAUCGUCAUUUCCCCUCUGGUUAAUCCUUCAAUUUCUCCAAAUUUCCAUCAAUGCGCACCGUUUCAUCGCAAUAGCGCAGAAAACCUAGCUUCUACUGUUAGGGCUUUUUCCAAUUUCGAUCUAUCAGCGAUUGGGCAUGGUGGGCAACGACGAUGCUGCUCACGCCGCCGCUCCGUGCCACCUCCCCACCUCCCGGAAGAUGUUCUGGCGGUCAGCGUCGUGGUCAUCUGCUCGCACAGCCGCCGCUGGGAACUCCUCCGGCGACUCAGAUAAGGGUUUUGCUGAUCCUGAUUCCGGCGGUGAUGCCGCGAGUCGGAGGUUCACUCAGCCGCCAUUGACGCCUCGAUCGCAGCAAAAUUGCAAGGCGCGGUCGUGCUUGCCGCCGCUGCAGCCGCUUUCGAUUGCUCGCCGGAGUCUCGAUGAGUGGCCGAAGGCGAGUUCUGAUGACAUUGGGGAGUGGCCGCAACCCCCCAUAACCCCUGGUGGGAGAGGUAACAAUAAUAGCAGUAGUAGUGGUGGUAACAAUGGGGAAAGGUUGAAACUUGAUUUAUCUUCUAUUCAGCAGAGCAACCCUGAUCAUAAGAAUAAUGGUGGGCUUGUGAAGAGGGAUAAGAUUGCAUUUUUUGAUAAGGAAUGUUCCAAAGUUGCUGAUCAUGUGUAUCUUGGUGGUGAUGCUGUUGCUAGGGAUAGGGAGAUUUUGAAGAAGAAUGGGAUAACUCAUGUUUUGAAUUGUGUUGGUUUUGUGUGUCCUGAGUACUUCAAAGCUGAUUUUGUGUAUAGGACUUUGUGGUUGCAGGAUAGUCCUUCUGAGGAUAUUACUAGUAUUUUGUAUGAUGUGUUUGAUUACUUUGAGGAUGUUAGGGAGCUGAAUGGGAGGGUGUUCGUGCAUUGUUGUCAAGGGGUGUCUAGGUCCACUUCAUUGGUCAUUGCUUACCUCAUGUGGAGGGAAGGGCAGAGUUUUGAGGAUGCUUUUCAGUUUGUGAAGGCAGCAAGAGGUAUUGCUGAUCCCAACAUGGGUUUUGCUUGCCAAUUGGUGCAGUGCCAGAAAAGAGUUCAUGCCUUCCCUCUCAGCCCUAGCUCUUUGCUGAGAAUGUAUAGAAUUGCUCCUCACUCCCCUUAUGAUCCCUUGCAUCUUGUCCCCAAAAUGUUGAGUGAUCCAUCUCCUGCUGCUCUGGACUCAAGGGGUGCAUUCAUAGUGCACAUUCCUUCUGCAAUAUAUGUUUGGAUUGGGAAAAAUUGUGAGGCCAUCAUGGAAAGGGAUGCCAGAGGGGCUGUGGGUCAGAUUGUCCGUUAUGAGAGAGUGCAAGGACCUACUAUAAUGAUCAAGGAAGGUGAGGAACCAGCUUACUUUUGGGAUGCUUUUUCCAAGUUUUUGCCUUUGAUGGACACAUCUGGGAAUAGAGUAGGAAGUAGCAGACCAGGUGUUAAAAUCUUUCCUGGUGAGAGGAAAGUAGACUCAUAUGAUGUUGAUUUUGAAGUUUUCAAAAGAGCUAUAACAGGAGGUUUUGUGCCUCCAUUUGCAUCAUCAGAGGAUGAGCAUGAAACCCAUCUUCCUGCAAGAGAGAGUAGUUGGAGUGCUUUAAGGGGUAAAGUUUCCUCCGCUAACACGAAGGAGUUUGUCUCAGCCCCUAAGUCAUCCAUUCCUCGGGUACAUUCAGAUUCCAUGUUGUAUAUUCAUACAUCAGCAAAGUCAUCUCCAUCCCCGUCAAUAUCAUUGUCGUCAUCAUCUUUAUCAUCAUAUUCUUCACCCUCUUUUGUCUCUUCAGAUUCCAUUUCUUCUGAGUCUAGCACUCGCUCAAAGUUUUUGCCAGCAUUGUCCCCAGAUUCUUCCUCUGUAGUUUUGAGUUCAUUUCCAGCAUCUACAUCUUUGUCUAACUUUUCUAAUUUGUCUCUCUCAUCAAAUACUACUUCUCAAGCAGUGUCAAACAGUAUAUCAAAUCCAUGCUCUCAGUCAACCUCUUUGCCAUUGAAGAAACCAUCAACUACUUCCCUUGCUGAACGCAGAGGUAGUUUGUCAAAAUCUUUGAAGUUGCCGCCAAUUAAUGAUAAGACGCGAGUGAGAGAUAAAUCAUCAACUUUGCAUGCUAGUCGGGAGCAUCCUGUUCUUGUUAACGGCAACUCUAGCCAUUCGCAACAAUCAGAUAGCAUAUAUUUUUAUUUUGAGUCCAACAAACAGGUUGAGGAUGGAGCAGUGGAUUCAAUUCAACAGUGUGAAGUGGCAUUAUGUCCAAGCAUUUUUGAUAGCAUAUAUGACAAGGAUUCUUCGUUUCUUGGGAACUGUGCUGAGCCUUUGAUAGAUAGUUCCUCAACAGAAGACUUAAAGUCUACAUCAUAUAGAGGAACUAAUAAGAAGGGGUUAACAAAAACUUUAGUAUUUCACUGGCCCAGUUUAGAAAAGAUUGAGAGAUUUGUUGCUGGUCAUUUGGAUUCUAAAGAUGCUUUUGUCAUAUUCUCGCCAAGUAUGAAUGUGCACACAGGAAACGUUUUGUAUUUUUGGGUAGGGAAGUCUUUCAAGAGUGAUGCUUCACAAGUUCAGUUGGAUAGUGAUGAACAGUAUGAUUUUCUUCAAGCUGUUGACUGGAAUCAAAUUGGUUCUGAACUCCUCACCCAGUUUAGUUUGCCAAAGAACACAAUCAUCAAGGUUGUUAAAGAGAAUGAAGAACCGCGAGAGUUUCUUUCUUUACUGAGUUCAUUGUAGCACAAAAGAAAGUAGGAUAAUCCUGUGUUCGAGUUUCUUGACCUUUCCUGCACCUGCAGCUGUCUCCCUAUGUUACAGAUUUUCAGACUCUAAUUGGAUUUCCCAUGGGAAAAUAACUCCAGCAAGGAGUUGCUGCUUAAGAAGUCAAUUGUAGCUUGGCUGAUUGUACAGUGCUUUGACACCCUCAACCUAGACAUUAAUAUUCAACAUACUGAUGUUUCUCAUGCUAUUUAAAAAACAAAUCAAUUCCUUCCCAGCUCUCUCUCUCCCUCCCUCCCUCUCCCUCUCCCUCUCUCCCCAGACAUGCUGAGAUGUAGUUUAAGAAAAGAACACAUAGUAUUAGUUGCAUAAUGUAAAUUACUGACAAUUACUUGUAUGAUAAGACACCUUGGGAAUUUUUUUUCUUACAAAUUUCCGUAUAAUGUUUUACGUGCUCAAUUGAUCUUAA
Messenger RNA from Lotus japonicus, 3454 nucleotides. RefSeq names its product protein-tyrosine-phosphatase MKP1. Lineage: Eukaryota; Viridiplantae; Streptophyta; Magnoliopsida; Fabales; Fabaceae. The transcript has 3 exons. The record is from RefSeq and is a predicted model, not a curated record. Bases 445 to 3006 code for a protein of 853 amino acids. Gene Ontology annotation, molecular function: protein tyrosine/serine/threonine phosphatase activity. Gene Ontology annotation, biological process: protein dephosphorylation.